Molecule: messenger RNA, 3073 nt
Organism: Phaeodactylum tricornutum CCAP 1055/1
Lineage: Eukaryota; Bacillariophyta; Bacillariophyceae; Surirellales; Neidiaceae
Gene: HSP70G
Product: protein heat shock protein
Exons: 3
Coding region: 195-3005 (936 amino acids)
Biological process (GO): endoplasmic reticulum unfolded protein response; negative regulation of hypoxia-induced intrinsic apoptotic signaling pathway; cellular response to hypoxia
Cellular component (GO): endoplasmic reticulum chaperone complex
Molecular function (GO): ATP binding; ATP-dependent protein folding chaperone
Source: RefSeq, a predicted model, not a curated record
UUUGGUGUGUCGUCGUCGUCUUUCCCGUCGUUCGCCCAUCACUCUCCACAUAUAAUUUACUGUCAAUCACGACAACAACGACGCUUGGGAAAAGCUUGUAAACAGUCAAGUUGAGUACUACGGUUGACUCUAUCUAUUACCAGUAGUGUUAUUGUUACCGGUGUUCAUUGGAAUUACUGCUUUUUGAUUUCCUCAUGAGACUGCACAGUCACCGUGCCGUCGUGGCGGCGGCAUCCUUCUGCCUGUGGACUUGCUUGGCCUCGUUCUCGGGAACGGUGGAAGGUCGUGCCAUUCUCGGUGUCGACUUGGGCUCACUCUACAUGAAAGUGGCACUCGUACAGUCGGGGAGUCCGUUGGAAAUCGUUACCAAUUUACACGCCAAGCGCAAGACGGAACAAAUGAUUCUAUUUGAUCAACAACAACGCUUUUACGGGGCCGACGCAUCCGCACUCUUGGCUCGCAAGUCCACCAAAACACCCUCCGCAAUGUCCGUACUGCUCGGACGAGACGAGCAACAUCCCACCGUGCGAGUCCUUGCGGAACGUCACUACCCCGUCCGUCCCGUCUACAACGAAACCCGUGCGGGAGUGACCCUCACCGUGGACGGUGUGGAGUUCACACCGGAAGAGCUCGUCGCCAUGGUACUCAGUCACGCCGUCGAUAUAUCCGUCGCUUACGCCACAGAACAAGGAUCCACCAUUGCCCCACCCAAGGAUGUCAUGCUGACCGUUCCCUCCUACGCCACACAACCGGAACGGCAGGCUUUGUUGGAUGCGGCGGGACUCGCCGAACUCAACGUACUCGGACUCAUUGACGAGAAUACCGCUUCUGCCCUCCACUACGCCAUGGACAAGUCCUUUGAAACACCGCAGCUUAUCAUCUUCUACAACAUGGGCGCAUCCGCACUCCAGGUUUCACUCAUUCGUUUCUUCAACUACGAACAACCGCAAAAGUUCGGUAAGCCCAAAACGGUACCCGCUCUGGAAGUGCUCGGGAAAUCUUGGGACGCCACCUUGGGUGGACAGGCCUUUGAUCAAAUCGUAGUGGAAUACCUAGCGGACGAAUUUAACAAGGCCUGGCACGCCUCCACCGGAAAGACCGAGCAGGACGUCCGGAGCUUCCCCCGUGCCAUGAUUAAGUUGCGUCUCCAGGCCAACAAGGUCAAGCACGUCCUGUCCGCCAAUUCCGAAAUCCCCGUCUACAUGGAAGCCGUUCACGACGACGUUGCCCUCUCGACCACCAUGACCCGGGAACAACUCGAAUUACUCGCCUCCUCGCUCUGGGCACGAGCCAUUCAACCCGUCACGGACGUCCUCCAGCAAGCCAAUGUGACGUUGGAGGAGUUGACCAUAUUGGAAUUGCUCGGUGGAGGUAUGCGGGUACCGCGGAUACAGACGGAACUGAUCGAAAACGGACUCGGCGGCAACGCCGCCCUGUUGGGCAAACACAUCAAUUCCGACGAAUCCAUGGCCUUGGGUGCCGCCUUUGCCGGAGCCAACAUUUCCACCGCCUUUCGAGUCCGUCAGGUUGGCAUGACUGAUCUUAACCCGUUUGCCUUGUCCGUAACUUUGACCAAUCUCCCGGACGGCGACGACACCGCAUCGGAGGCUUCCAAUGACGAAUGGAGUAAGAAAGCGACCAUUUUUAAAGCGUUUGGCAAAGUGGGUGUUAAGAAAACUAUCGCCUUUACGCACGAUACCGAUGUUCACUGCGCCUUGGACUACGAUACAGAUGGCGAAGCGAGCGUGUUGCCGGCAGGAUCACAGACGGCUCUAGAACGGUACAGGAUAUCGGGCGUAGCCGCCUUUGCGAAGGAAAUGGCCGACAAGGGUCUGGGUAAACCCAAACUUUCCUUGCAGUUUGAAUUGAGUGCUUCCGGUAUCACUGCCCUCGUGAAAGCCGAAGCUGCAGUGGAAGAAACCUACACUGUCGAAGAGGAAGUCGAAGUCGAAGACGAUGGCGUCACCAACACGACCGAGGACGAGAGCGAAGAAGAAAAGAAGAACGAUACCGAAGCUGAUGGCGAAAACAAAACGGACGAUUCGCAUGAGGUGAAAAAGGAGAAGAAAACAAUAAAGGUGCAAAAGACGUUGUUUGGCUUACGCCAACGCCGACCUGCUUUUGUCGUAAAGGAAAAGAAACGCCUGCACAAGAAGGAGCUCACGGUGGAUACGUAUCAUGUUGGUCGCGUAACUCCAUAUUCCGCGGAGCUGCUGGCAGCAUCGAAGGCGAAGCUCCUCGAGAUGGCUCGAAACGACAAAGAACGCAUGAUGUUGGAAGAAGCGAAAAACCGCGUCGAAUCGUACAUUUACUACAUCAAGAAUAAACUCACCGACGAUGAAGAGGAAAUCGGCACGGUGUCAACCAAGGAGCAACGAGAAGAGUGCCAAAAAGCGGCCGAAGCGGCUGAAGAAUGGUUGUACGACGACGGCUACUCAGCGGACCUGGCUACAAUGGAGGACAAGUAUGCCGAAUUGUCGGCACCCUUCGAAAAAAUCAUGCUCCGUGUGAAAGAGACUGCCGCUCGUCCGGAAGCCGUAAAGGUACUGGAGAAGAAAUUGGAGGAGGUUGAAGCUCUCAUCAAGAAGUGGGAGACUUCCAUGCCGCAGGUAACAGAGGAGGAGCGAACGAAAGUCUUGGAUCAGGUGGAGGAGGUUCGCAAGUGGAUUACCAAGGUCGAAGGCAUGCAAGCCAAGAAGAAGCCUCAUGACGAACCAGCUUUUGUGAGUGCGGACGUACCGUUGCAAGCAAAGGACUUGGAACUCAUGGUAGUUCGACUAAGCAAGAAACCCAAGCCCAAGCCACCCAAAAAAAAGAAAGAUGACAAGAAGCCUGGUAACUCGACAGACGCUAUGGAGGACACUGAGGAUCCGGCCGCGGUGAACAAAACCGAAGCCAAUUCGAGCGAAAGCGCUGAAAACAAGAGCGAAGCCGAAGGGGCGCAGAGCAACGAAACACUUCCGGAACCCACGAGUGGCGACGCGGGCAUGGAUGAAGAGCUGUAGAUAGGAAGGUCUUUUAGUUACUUUCAGUCAAUUACUGAAUCCAUAGGGAUAGGAUGUUAUCGUACGUG